AUGGCAAAAAACAAUAACGUAAUUGAGGAAAUUAAAGAAUUAAUCCAAAAAAUUAAAAAUGAAUAUCAGGAGGAGGUUGAUUUUGCGUUUGUUGCUCCAAGUCUGAUUAAUAGGGCAAGUGGAGGAUACAGAGUUAAAAUUAUUUCUCCUAGAUUAAAAAAAUUUUGUCGUGAGAAAUUUAGUCUUUUGUCUGGUGUUAAUUAUCAUUUAGAUUAUAAAAAAGGAGACCAAGAAGGCAAUGAUUUUUAUUAUCGAAUUUGUGUUGAUAAUAACGAUUACGACGUUUUAGAUUGUGUGAAAGAUGAACUAUAUCGCGGAAGAAAAAUUGGUGGUUUCCUCAAUCCAAGUCCUAAUAUUAUUUCUUACUUUCAUCCUGAAUGUGCCAAAAAAUAUUUUGCUGAUAAAGCGCAACCAAACGAAAAUAAUGUUCGGAUAAAAGAAAAAUUAUUGCGAAAUUUGGAUAAAAUAUGCUUAGACCCCUACGGUUAUUUGGCGAAUAACGAAUGUUUAAAAACAGAUGAAGCGGAGGAAGAAUACCAAAAGACAUUUAACUUGCCCAAUGAGUAUUUUGAGGUAAAAAGAGAGUUAGUUAAGAAAAUAAAACAAGAAAUUAAGCAAAAUCCUUUUGAGUGGAAAAUUGAGUGGGGAAAAAAUGAGAAUUAUGUUGACAAAAGCCUAAAUCAAUUGGUUAAGCAUCAACCGUCCG
This is a messenger RNA of Racocetra persica, 706 nucleotides long. The record is from the annotation of a GenBank genome assembly. Lineage: Eukaryota; Fungi; Glomeromycota; Glomeromycetes; Diversisporales; Gigasporaceae.